Molecule: messenger RNA, 4907 nt
Organism: Cheilinus undulatus (humphead wrasse)
Lineage: Eukaryota; Metazoa; Chordata; Actinopteri; Labriformes; Labridae
Gene: ube3a
Product: ubiquitin protein ligase E3A
Exons: 11
Coding region: 316-2793 (825 amino acids)
Biological process (GO): protein polyubiquitination
Molecular function (GO): ubiquitin protein ligase activity
Source: RefSeq, a predicted model, not a curated record
AUGCUGGGAUAUUUCUCGCUCUUGUUUACAAGAUGGUAGAGGAGGAAAUUUCGCUCUUAUUCAACAACUAAGAGUAUUUACUCUCUAUACCGUCGUCAAACCUUAGCCUAGUAAAAGGACUGUUUGUUGAGUAUUUUAAGUUGACUGUAAUCGGGUGAAGCCGGAGUGUAGAGGUCUGAAUGUCGCUAAAACAGCAGCUGAGUCUCUGACUGAAGAUAUUUUUUUUGCACUGUCACUGACAGGCUGACAGACACCCUGUAAAAAUCACAGAGGACUGUAAACUGGGCCUGCAGGAGGGUACCUGAAUCCAGCCGAAUGAACAGAGCGGCUGCAAAGCAUCUAAUUGAGCGCUACUUUCGGCAGUUAACUGAAGGCUGUGGAAAUGGCGCCUGCACGAAUGAGUUUUGCGCAUCAUGCAGUGAUUUUCAACCUUUGGAUAACAAUGCAGCAGCAGCCAAAGCGCUCGAGCUGUUUAAGAUUAAUGCCAAACUCUGCACUCCUCACCCCUCCAAGAAAGACUCCGGUGCAAACGACAAGGACAGAAAGAUGAGCGAUGUGGACAUCUGUCCCACCAAGGAGGACUUCUCAGAUGUUCAUUACCUCACAGAAAACACAGUAUGCAUGCUGCUGAGUUCCUGUGAGGAGGCAGGGGACUACUCUGCUCUUGUGCGCGUCAUUGGCAGAGUUUUCUCCAAUACAGAAUCUUUAAUGAAGAGUUUCAGGAAGGAUGAGCCAAAUUCUGAAGAAAACUCUUUAGAACCAACAGAUUUAGACAAGGAGAGCCAAAGUGAACAAAACCCAGAGAGUCUGGGUGCAGCUGCUUUACCAGAAGAGAGUCAUCAUAAUACAGACAACCCUCUUGAAGUUAGCGUGGACAUCGAAGCCGUUCGGAGGGUCUACGACAAACUUCUGACCGUCGACCAGGUGGAAGCAGCUCUUGUAAAUGCCAUCAUUUACCUCACUCCAAACAUGGAACUGGACCUGGAAUAUCUUGAUGUGUAUGAAACAAACCCAGAUUACCUGAAUAUCUUUAUUAUAGUGAUGGAGAAUACUAAUCUCCACAGCCCAGAGUACCUUGAAGUUGCAUUGCCACAGUUCUGCAAAGCCAUGAGCAAACUACCAGUGAAGGCGCUUGCAAGGUUGUCAAAGCUGUGGUCCACAUAUGAACUCCCACACAUCCGCCGUAUGAUGGAGACCUUCCAGCAGCUCAUCACAUUCACAGUCGUCAGUAAUGAAUACGAUGGGGAAAACCUGGUAAACGAUGAUGAGACAGUGGUGGCAGCGACACAGUGUUUAAAAAUUGUCUUCUACGCAAGUAUCCAAGGUGGAGAUGUGGACGUAGAGCACAACGAGGAGGAGGAGGAAGAAUCAGAGUCUGAUGAACUCACCCUGCAUGAGCUGCUCGGUGAGGAGCGGCUCUACAGGAAGGGUCCGAGAGUGGAUCCUCUGGAGAAAGAACUGGGUGUCAGAGCUUUGGAUAGCGUAAAUCCCCUCAUCUCCUUUGACGAUUUUAUCAACGAGUCUCUAAAUGAGGUGGUGGAGAUGGACAAGGAUUUCACUUUCUUUAAGAUCAAUGCAGAAUCCAAGUUUUCUUUCCAAACCUGCCCCUUCAUCCUCAGCGUUAUCACCAAGAGCCAAGGACUGUACUAUGAUAACCGGAUCAGGAUGUACAGCGAGCGACGCCUCACUGCUCUCUACAGCAUGGUCCAGGGUCAACAGCCAAACCCAUAUCUAAAGCUGAAAGUACGCAGAGAUCACAUCAUCGACGACGCCCUCGUCAGAUUAGAGAUGAUCUCCAUGGAGAACCCCUCUGACUUGAAGAAGCAGCUCUUUGUUGAGUUUGAAGGAGAACAAGGAGUGGAUGAGGGCGGUGUUUCAAAGGAGUUUUUCCAGCUGGUCUUAGAGGAAAUUUUUAAUCCCGACAUUGGAAUGUUUACCUACGAUGAUGAGACUAAACUGUUUUGGUUUAACUCAUCCUCUCUGGAGAAUGAAGCUCAGUACACCCUCGUUGGACUCGUUCUCGGUCUGGCCAUUUACAACAACUGCAUCCUGGAUGUUCAUUUCCCCAUGGUGGUCUACAGAAAACUCAUGGGCAAGAAAGGGACCGCCUCGGACCUGUCGGACUCACAUCCAGCUCUCUACCAAAGCCUGAAGAGUCUUCUUGAAUAUACCGGUAACGUUAAAGAAGACAUGAUGCUCACCUUCCAGAUCUCACACACAGACCUGUUUGGAAAUCCGGUUUUAUACGACUUAAAGGAGCAGGGAGAGCAGAUCCCUGUCACCAAGGAGAACAGACAGGAAUUUGUGGACCUUUAUGCUGAGUACAUGCUGAAUAAGAGCGUGGAGACACAAUUCAAAGCCUUUAAGAAAGGUUUCCUCAUGGUCACAAAUGAGUCCCCGCUGAAGUACUUGUUCAGACCGGAGGAAGUAGAGCUGCUUAUCUGUGGAAGCAGGAAACUCGACUUUGAAGCACUCGAGAAGUCAACAGAAUACGAUGGGGGAUACAGCAAAGACAGUCAAAUAAUCAAAGAUUUCUGGGAGACAAUUCACUCGUUUGGAGAGGAGCAGAAGAGGCUGUUCCUUCAGUUCACCACCGGCACAGACAGAGCGCCGGUUGGUGGGCUAGGAAAAUUAAAAAUGAUCAUUGCCAAAAACGGCUCAGACACAGACAGGCUGCCAACUUCUCAUACCUGCUUCAAUGCACUGCUGCUCCCUGAAUACUCCUCCAAGGAGAAACUGAGAGAAAGACUCCUCAAGGCCAUCACUUAUGCCAAAGGAUUUGGGAUGCUGUGACAGAUUGUUAGAGAAAAGCUCUGACUUUAAAGAAAUCAAAGGGAGAUGCCAUGAAAUAAUGCUGCAAUAACUCCGUGCCUAACAAACCUCAUACUCCACAGUCGGCCUCUCACUCCGAGGCCUUACAUCCUUUGAGAGGAAGUUUUAAACACAGAAUUUAGGUUUUCCAAAGAGUUUAACCAGGCACUUAAAGGGUUACCUUGGUAUUUUUAAUCCAGGGCCAUAUUUAAAAAAUAUAUUUUAAGACAGAGCCAGCUUCCCCAAAAGGACUGUAACAACUGUAGCAAAAUAUUUGAGGACAUGCUCCUGAUCAAUAAAUCAGUCUUUAUUUGUGUAGCAUCAGUUCACAACUAAAGUAAUUUCAAGACACUUCGCGAAGAGGGCAGGUCUAGAUUGUACUCUUUGAUAUAUUAUAUACAGUAAAUAAAGACCCAAUGCAAAUCACCAUGAGCUCAGCGCUAGCAACCUCCAAGUCAUAAAAGUGGUGAGGAAAGCUUUCCCUUCCUGAUCAAAGCCCAAUAAAAGUGCAUUUUUUGCUUCUGAUCUAUACAGAUUUUUAUACUACAUGAACAUUUUCUCACUACAAUUAAAAACUUUUUAGAAUAGGAAAUACAGAAUGAUUUUCUUCAAAAAGAGGAAAACGCCCCCAACAUUGUCAAUAAAGAACAUUUUCUUUGCUUUCAUCAAAGCCACCAGACUCCUAUAAAAAACUAAAUUUACCCUUGUUUACACCAAAGGUGCUCAUCUACCGCUGCCUUUAAUUAAUUGUUUUUUUUUUAAUGCAUAUGUAUAUUAUAUAAAUAUCCUUGAGGCAACUUUAUCUUAAAUUAUAUCUGAAGAUAAAGUCCCCUCAAGGAUAUUUAUGGGGCAAGAGGUGAAGGAAAAAUGAUGCACUUUGAGAUUAAAGAAUUAGGUUGAAAUACAGUUUCAAGAUUAAAGUUGAAAUUUAGAGAAAAAAGUGAAAAUUUUAGGAAUAAAGUCAAAGCUGUGACAAUUCUGCUCGUGCCUGCUCAGCUGUCUUUGUUGUUCCCUCACAUUUCACAUUUCUGAUCCUAAAUUUUCAACAUUUAAUAAUUAGGAUCUCAACUUGGAGUGCCUCUUGUUGUCUUUGAGCAGAUCAGAGAGGGAAAGAUCCUUCUUAACACACCUGACACCACAGGAAAAUCUGUCAAGAUAAUCUUUAGAACCAUCAGAUAAUCUAAACUUUGCUAACUGGUCAGAAGAAAGGAUUCUGACCCAAAAUCAGCAAGAUUAUCUUGCUUGUGUGCUAGGCUUAACCAAAAAGUGACACCACGCAUACAUUGUCUAAAACUUUAUAAAGUGUGUGUGUAGACCCCCCAAAAAUAAAUGUCCAGGUUUAAAAAAUACCAGAUAACCCUUUAGAUCUCUUUUUCCUUUUGUGUUUUGUUCGAGGAAUAUUUGAUUUGUGAAACUGUGAAAGUGCACUUAUACACAUGAUUUUAGUGAAUGUCAGCACAUACAGUGUAUUUAUUGACUUGCUUUUCUCAUGUUUGUUCUUCUUUUUGGCGUAGCAGUAUUUAAUCGACUGUCUCUCCCCCCACAGCUGAAUGAUCUGAUUCAUGGUGCUCCUGGUUAUGAUUGUCACCAGAGAAAAAAGAGCUUAAGCUUUUUAUAGUACUGCUAGCCCAAACAGCCCCCCAGACGAGCCUUCUCAAAGUAUUUUCUAUCAGUCUAAGAACAAAGAGAAAACUCAUCACUCACCUGAGGGUUAUUUUUGAAGUGUUUCUGUGUUGUGCCUCUUGUUUUACUUAUUAAAAGAAUACUGUGUGUUGUGAAAAGAACCAGACCACAUUGAGCGGUUUCCAUAGCUUGAAGGUUUUCAGAAUGUGCUGUACUUAACUGACUGGUCGGUUCAGACUUUCACAUCCUGAAAGAAGGGUUUUUCCUCCUUUGGUUUGUUGCUAUUAAGUGUUUUCUCUUAGCAUAUUUGUAAGUGAAGUUGCCAAAUGUGCAAUGCCUGCCUAAGGGAAAGAGUCACAUGAAGGGUUUUAUUUGGCCAAAUAUCUCAGGUACAUAAAGAAUGUGCAGAAAAUGUGAAACUCUUAUGUAAAGCAACAAUUAUGCAAAGCAAAUAAAGGUGAAAAAAUAUCAAA